Entrophospora sp. SA101 is the source of this 684-nucleotide messenger RNA. Lineage: Eukaryota; Fungi; Glomeromycota; Glomeromycetes; Entrophosporales; Entrophosporaceae. The record is from the annotation of a GenBank genome assembly.
AUGAAUCACUCAAUUCUAUAUGUUUUCAAAGACAUCGUGAUUUAUGUUGGACCCAAUAUUGAACCACUGGACUCAUUUUUUAUUGCGGGAUUAGGUUUUCCAAAAUUCCAACAAAUAUUUGACCAUUUGUGCUAUUUAUCAUUAGAAUCACGGAAAGAAACUAUAAGUGAAGACGAACUUCAAGAAACUUUUCAAACAGAUGAGCCUGUAUUUUUAAAUGGCGAGAAUCCCUUUACAGAUAGUUGGAAAAGUGGAAAUCAACUUGUAUUUGAUAUUCCGGGGGACAUUGAUAACAAUUUAUGCAAAGUUAAACCAAAUCUGGAGCCAUACAAAAGAUUGUUAAAGGCUUCUGGUGCAAAAGAAUUGAAAGGGAUUAAUUAUAAAGUAAAAGUUGGUGAAUAUUCUCAACGAGAUAAGUUAUUAAAAAGGUUAGAUGAUGGUUUGGCUGGACAUCCGGCUACUCGUCAUCAUGAUGUGAUAUUUAAAGUUGGAGAUGAAGAAAUGGAAGAAAUUGAUGAAGAGAUUGAAAUAUAUCUUGAGAUAGAUAAUAAAAUAAUGGUGGGAAGAGAAGUAAUUAGAAUUUCCAAUAUUAUAUUGAAUAUUUGGGUUAAUUCAAUACAAAACGGGGUUUCAAUAAUUAAUAAUUAUAAUGAUAGUGGCGAUGAAGCGGAUAUUAAAACAUGA